Cuscuta epithymum is the source of this 2918-nucleotide messenger RNA. NCBI's taxonomy places the organism in Eukaryota, Viridiplantae, Streptophyta, Magnoliopsida, Solanales, Convolvulaceae. The record is from the annotation of a GenBank genome assembly.
UUGGCUUCUAAGAGAAGAGAACCAAUCAGAACAAAGAAAGAGAGAAAAGGGAGAGCAGUUCGCAGUUUUUGUCACUGUGCGUAGGGUUGAUUGUUUAGCCCAUAUCUUGAGCUUCACUUGUUCAAAUCAGGCGUAUGAGGUGUCCAGAGAAAGAUCUCAAAACGAGGAUUCUGGAAUGGUGUGGAUCGUGACGAUUAGAGUUGUGGAAGGCUUCCAAAUCUGCGUUGGAAAGUACGAGCUCGCAGCAGGGUUUCUUCUUCUCUAGAGGACACGAACUCGUCAGGAAUCACCCUUGCUAGGGGCUGUUUUCAGUUCGUGAGUUAAGGGGGUGAGCAUACUGCUGAGCCAACUGCUGAGAGCCGACUGUUGAGCCAGCUGCUAAGAGCAGGCUGCUGCCCACCCAUUUUUACACAAGGAGUCAGCUCGCAACCUUCCUUGGCCGAGCCUUGGUCGUUGGAGUGUGAAAGUAAGUCUAAAGCUCAUUAAGACAUUCUGUAGAUAUCGGUAACCUCCACCGCAACCGAAAGAAGGAGAUUGCGAGGAAUCAUCCUUCUUCGCGCAAAAGUAAAGGACAUAUCAGGUCUUCUUCUUAAAGCCCGGAUUAUUUUGAAAUGGAUUACCAAUGAAGAGAUGCAAAUGCGAUGUCCGACAAGCAACUAGAACAACUAUUGGCCCAACAAGAUGGGCGCUUUUUCCAACAACGUGACAUCCCCGACAUUGAGGAAGAGCUCGAGGAUGAGGAUGCGGAGGAGGACGGUCCUUCGCCGGCCGAGGACGAGGGUGUCGGCACCCCGGACGCUGACACCACGACGAGGACGAGGUUGGUUCAUCCCAACCCGGUAAAAAAGGUAAAUCUAUCCUUAUGGAAAAUAAGUAUACAAAGUGGAAGGACCUGAAAAUCGAGAAGUGAUACGCAACUUGCAAUCAUUGCAAUCAAGAUAUUAGCUAAGGGAUUUCACAAGGAUACGGGGGCGCCAAACGGCAUCUUAAGGCCCGUCACCCCGUGUAGUUUGCGAAAUUAGACAAAGGCAAGGGGAAGCAAACUCAAAUAUCGAGGUUUGUAACUGGCCAACCCUUUGGUAAUUUCUCCUAUGAUGAUUCCAAACAUUUGACUGGUAUGUCACACUUAAUUGUUGAAGAAAAUUUGCCUUUUAUUUUUUUUGAAAGUCUUGCUUUAAAAGAAUAUGCUCAAGGUACUAAAAUUUUCAAUUUAGAAAUUCUAGUCGCAAAACGAUUAAAAAAGAAGUUAUAAGGCAAUGUGGUUCAAAAGGCAAAAUUACAAAUGUUUUUCGCAAACUUUGAUGGGCGUGUUAGUAUUUGUAGUAAUAUAUGGGAGGAUACUCAUCAUCAUUUAUAUUAUUUGGGUGUCAUUGCACAUUAUAUUGAUGAUUGGGAAAUGCAUAAACAUGUUCUUGCUUUUUGUAAAUUUAAUGAUCGACACACCGCUGAUAAUAUUUAUAUUCUCAUUGUGUGUAUUUUAAUUGAGUAUAAUUUGAUUAAUAAGGUGUUUGUUAUGAGUUUUGAUAAUGCCAGUAAUAAUACUGUUGUUAUAUCUAGAUUGCGUGAGUUGUGUGGUUCUUCUACUUUGAUGGGUAAGUUUUUUCAUCAGGGAUAUGCAUGUCAUAUUCUCAAUUUAUGUGUAAAAGACAAGCUAGCCGCGUUAGGAAAUGCUAUGGAGAUAGUGAAAGGGAGAAUUAUACUUAUUUGGGCUAGUAAUUCACUUAAAAUGCAAUGGCGUAAUUAUUUGAGGGAAUGACGUGUCAAAUAUUGUGCUUUUCCUAAAGAUUUGUCUAUCCGUUGUAAUAUUACUUAUAACUUAAUUGUUGUACUUAUUAGAUUUAAAGACCAUUUUCCUGCUUUUUUAAAAGAAUAUGCUAACUAUAUUAUAAACCGACUGACAUCGACGCUAUGCAAAAAAUUGUGAAUGUUUUGGUAUUUUUUAAUAAUGCAACUCAAACUUUUAGUCAUGUUUAUAAACCUACCGCAAAGCAAUUUUUUCGAGAAGCUGUUAAUCUCGCCAGUGCUUUUUGUGAAUUUUUCGAUGCCCCUUACGUUAGUUAUUUUUGUUCUUUCAUGAAAGAAAAGUUUUUAAAAUAUUAUUCACAUAUUCCGCAUAUAUAUUGUAUUGCAUUUAUUCUUGAUCCUCGUUACAGAGUUAAUGCUUUGCAACAAUGUUUAGACUACUAUUAUGCUUCUUUUUUUGGUCCAUUUCCUAUAUACGAAGAUAAGCCCAUAGAUCCUAAACAAGAAUACAACAAUGUUAGUAAUUUAUUUCAUCAAUUACUUAAUGAGUUUCAUGCACAAUAUGGUAACACACCCCCUCCCCCGACACGAAUAUCGUCAUCUAAAGGAAAAUCAUUUUUGAAAUCUACAUUUGGCAAUCUUAUGAAAAAAAUUAAAUCAACUCCCGUUGUUGAACAAAGCUCGAUCAACGAGCUUUCUACGUAUCUAACAUUUCAUGUUGACUAUGAAGAAAGGGAUGACUUUGCCUUUCUAAAGUGGUGGAAGGAUAAAGAAAGAACGUUCCCGGUUUUUAUGUAAGAUGGCUAAGCAAGUGCUAGCAAUGCCGGUAUCAACAGUUGCCGUGGAACAAGAAUUUAGUGCGGCUGGCAACGCGCUAACGGAUUAUAGAACGAGAUUGAGCGCAAACUCUCUUGAGACGCUUGUUUGCUUCCACGAUUGGUUGAAGGUCCAACGUAGAACUCAAAAAGUUAGCAUCGCCCCCACCCGCCACUAUGAAGGAAACAACAACCGACGUUGGCAGAGAUUCCGAUUGAUUAUUAUUUAUUAGAAAAUGUAUUUCAUGUUUUAAAUUUUUCUCAAUUCUCAAUUGUAGUUCAUAUUUCAGAUAAAUAUACUUAAAGUUUUUUAUAUGUAGCACUUCUUGAAUUAAUUUGUAAACAAGAUUUAAAUUAAAA